GUUUUCCUUCUCCGAACUUCUCCUUGAUGCCGUGUGUGCAGUUCCCAACAUGAGAGUCGCGUGCCUCUCCUCGCGCAGAAUAUUUCCUUCUGUUUUAUUUUCAAUUUUCUUCUUUUGGUAUUUCCUGCCUGUGAGAAAUCAUGGACCACGAAAGGUUACCUCGGCGCAAUUGCAGCAAGACCACCCAUUGCUGUACAAGCAUGUGCACAGUUUCAAUGGAACUGGAGGUAGUGAGUUGUCCUGUCGUCGAGGCGCGCGGCGAAUUAACUUUCCCAUUCUAAUCCCUGAGGCUUUUAUACUGGCCGGAUCGAGUAGCUGCUAAUCAUUGACAGCAUGGUACAUCCCACCACACUGGUUGCCAGCUCCAAACAUUCAACCGGAAAAUAUCGUCGAUGCAGCGCUCUUAGCCUCUCAUGCUGCCAACGCCAGCAAGCAUCGCAAGAUGCACAACUCGGCGAUUCCCCUUAUUCUUCAUCAGACUUGGAAGACUCGUUAUGCGAACAAAUGGAGCGAUCUCCUUCGAAAUAGUGUCGAGAGCUGGCUGCAACACGUAGUUCGCGACGAAAUGGCCUACUUCUUCUGGGAGGACGACGGCAUUAUGCAAUUUCUCCACGAAUUUGAACCCGACUUUGUUGAAACCUUUGUCAACCUACCAGCCAACGUUGAGCGAACGGAUAUCUUUCGGAUUCUGGUAGUUAAAUGGUUUGGGGGCGUUUACGCCGACAUUGACACUCAACCAUUGCGACAACCUAAAUACUGGGUCACUCCUGAUGAUGUUGCACCAUGGACUGAUCCUAUGACGAACAAGACAUUCAAUUCCACCACCCCGGUCGGAUUGAUAUUCGGUCUCGAAGCAGAUUGUCCUCCCAUGUCGGACGACUAUUGGCGCAUGGGCUACACGUUCCCCCUCCAGCUUACACAAUGGGCGUUGGCAUCUGCGCCAGCACAUCCCGUACUUCUACACUUUAUGGAUAUCUUGACCCACUGGUUGGGCGAGAUCGCCGCACAGAAUAACGGCACGAUUACGACCCCCUCGGCUAUCAAACAAUUGCACCACAUCGGCCCGCUGGCACUCACUGGUCCUCAAGCGGUGACAAUCGCCACGAAGUCUUGGUUGAAGGGCCAGGCAGGACUGCGCUGGAACGCUCUGACGGGACUAGAUGACGGCGGACGCAGUAAACUGGUUGAAGACGUCCUGAUCCUUCCCAUUACAGGAUUCAGCCCAGGACGUGGCCGAUACGGCAACAUGGGUUCGAAACCUGUGACCGAUCCUGCUGCCAGAGUCUGGCACCGAGCACAGGGAAGUUGGCGUUCAUUCGAUGCGGUGGCCGAAUUUGGCAAAGUAUGCCGUUCCCUGUUCGGGUUGUGUAAGCAUUGGUCAAAGGGGCAGGAUUGAGGUCUCAUCACAUUGCAGACCUACAGUACACCUAUCGCCAGGAUGGGUCGAGUCGCUCAUUCGACUCAUAAUUUCCGUGUCCACCUGCUAGCUGCAUGACUGGGGAGAUUUGAACAAAAGACCCGUAUCACGAAUCAGGAUAUCUUUACUGGCAGCAGAGCUUACGAUAGGAGGUAUCGAUCCACCAGGCUUAACACUUAGCGCACACGGAGUACAGACAGUCACUAUACGAGCAAACACGAUUAGAGAGCCGAAGUUUCGAAUCACGACCUCGAUGUGGAGGGUUGAUGUAUUCGAUGAAACAUCGGAUUUUGGUUUCCGGACGAUCUCAACUUAUUGUUACGUGGUCACGCGACACUUGAAGUACGAUGCGUGCCAUGAUAUCGACGGCCGGCGCUGGUCGCGUGGCCAGAAAGACCGAGUCACGACGCACGAAUAUUUUGGAACACAUGGAGUCUACAAUAGCUAGCUCAAUGCAUUGAGAAAGGACUCAGUGGGUUAUACGGAGCACGACAUUACGGACUUUCAGUUCGUUCGCCACAAGGUCAUGCGCUUUUCAGUCUUUACUCAAGAAGGAAAUGGGAGAGAAGGUGCCUUGUUUUGGUACUUUGUAGGCAGCAGUAUUCUUUGGUGUUGGUUACUGCAUACAGUAUACUAUUAUUGGACAAAGUACUCCGUACUGUACGGAGUACCUUGAAAAGUCAAGCACA
Molecule: messenger RNA, 2106 nt
Organism: Exophiala oligosperma
Lineage: Eukaryota; Fungi; Ascomycota; Eurotiomycetes; Chaetothyriales; Herpotrichiellaceae
Exons: 2
Coding region: 443-1396 (317 amino acids)
Biological process (GO): protein N-linked glycosylation
Cellular component (GO): mannan polymerase complex
Molecular function (GO): alpha-1,6-mannosyltransferase activity
Source: RefSeq, a predicted model, not a curated record